AUGAACGACGGGGAUUGGAUAUGUAGCGAUCCCAAUUGUGGAAAUAUCAACUUUGCUCGGCGGCUAACUUGCUAUCGUUGCAAUAAAGAGAAACCUAAUGGUGGGAAACCAUCUACCAAAAAACUUGGGACUGAAAUAGGGAAAUCGGCUGCUGAAAAAUCACGCGGUCUAUUUAAUGCCGACGACUGGCAGUGCAAUAAGUGCGCGAAUGUAAAUUGGGCAAGGCGUCAGACUUGUAAUGUUUGCAAUGCGCCAAAGUUUGGAGAGGUGGAAGCUCGAACUGGAUAUGGUGGAGGUUACAACGAGCGCGGUGUCGUUGAGUACCGGAGACGAGAAUCAUCAUCAUCCGAUGAAUAUGAUGAGUUUGGGAGAAAGAAACGCAAACGGAAGGCAGAUGAUGACAAGGUUGGCAUCACUGAAGGUCCUGAAAACAAAAAGUUGCCACCAACAAUGCUGCAGAGGGAUACAAAAAUGGGGCCUUUUUUGCCUGUGCCAGCUCCAAAUGUAAUUUUGCAAAAUAAAAGAGACCCUGAAAAAGUUAAUGGCAGUCUUAGUGAUGGUUCUGUGUGUGAACUACCAAAAGUAAAUAAAAUAGUGUUUAGGAGAAAUCAAAUGAAUUACAAACAAGAUCAUUCUACACCUUAUAGUAGAACAAACGGUGUUCAGCGCAAGCGUUUUACUAGUGUAGGUGAUAAAGAUCAAACGGGAUCCUCGGGGUACGAAACUGGUUCUAAGAAGGGUAAGAACGACUCUCCAAAUCCGAAAAUGUACAACCCAGUGAUGGAAAAUAGAGUUUCCUCCACAAACAAUGAUGUCGUUUAUAAAUUUACUGGAUCUACACCCGCUGAAGACUUUGAAGUUACUUACACAGUAGAAGAGAGAGUGAGGGCAGCUGCAUUUGCAAUAGUUUAUAACAAUUGCAAAAUUAGUACUGACAAAUUUGAAUCCUUAUAUGACAAACCGGCUCCUGAUUUCAAAACAAUAUUUGCUUGGAGGCAGAGACUUUUAUCUACAGGAUGCUUAGUUGAUUCUCAUUUGGAUCUACAGAAAAAAGAGGUUGAUAAGUCUCAAAUAGCCAAAUCUGUAAGGAAGAAACUGGUCCAAAAGUUACCUAAUCCAGAUGAAAUUGCUAUAAUAUCUGACUCUGAUGACUGUUUACAAAACUCUGAGGUUAGUCAAGUAGUUUUUCCGCUUCGGCAAAAGAGUAUUAGUGCUGAAACUUUACUGCUUCCCGGGGCUGACAAUGAAAUCCGACAAACUGCUGGUUCCAUCAGUACUUUAGAUGGAAGAGGAUCUCAAGGAAGAAGUCAUUCAGCAUCUACUCAUCAUAGGACAAGGUCUAGUUCCUGUGAUAGCCAAGAAUCAAACUAUCCCAACUCCGAUAUAGAAACCUCCAAUAAGAAUUUUCUGAAGAAUAAAUCUUUAAAAUCUACUCGGCAGUCACUUCCAAACUCAGAUUCAGAAUCAUUGUCGUACAAUAGUGAUGAGGUCGAUUUUAGGUCAAGAGUUUUUGGUGAUAUGAUAAAAGUGAGACGUAAACAAAAAAAACAUUCCAGCCCCGCUUCCCAAGCUAAAUAUUUUCCUGAUGAAUCAAGCCCAUUCCAAGGAUAUAGUACAGUCAAGUCAAUGGAACAAUCUCCAUUGGCCACAGGAAAUAUUUACACUUCUAACUUACAUAACAUGGCCGUCAGUCAAAAGGUUCAGGAUAACAGUGCUUUUGACACUGAUGCAUAUUCUAGUGAGUAUGUUCCUACUAGACUAGGAGCUACAGCUAAGAAUAACUAUCAAGACUUCAAAAACAAUGUAAAGAAAAAAGGAUUCUGGGCCAAAGGCAAUAGUAGUAGUUUCCCAAAACAAAAUUCAACUUCAUGUACUAAAAUCCCACAGAAACCACUUGAAAAUAAUUAUUUCCCUGAAGAACCAGCUUUCGUUACAGCUCAGCCUCCAGUACUAUUGAGUAAGGUUGAAGAUUUUACUAAAGAUGAAUUUGAAAGCUGUGUUUCAGUGGAUCAGUACUUGCCAUUUGAUAAGCCUCUAGAACCGUUAAAUAAUACGAAAUCGCCUGAAAACACGUCUCGUAUAUUCGAUCUAGUACAAUCAAAUGCUAUGAAUAAAAAUAGAAGUAUUAUGGACAUUUUUGAUAGCAACGAGCAGAAGAAUCAAGAGUGUUCUGAUAGGGCUAAUGAGUUGGAGGAGAAAUUUGACUGUGCCCGGAAAAUGUAUGAGACAGAAUGGGAUAUGGAUGACGAUGCUCUUUACAAGAACAGUGACUCCCUUGAUAUUCCACUACCUAGCAAACGGUCACCAUCACCACAGAAUGUCAAUUUCAACAGAGUCAAGAGUCCCAUCACGAAUAUGCUGUAUGCCACCAGUCCAGAUAUUCCUAAAAAUAACAAAACGUCUCAAUUAUUAAACGCAGACCUUAUCAAAGAGAAACGUGACAUGCUAUUCGGGUUAUUAAGAAAUGAAAAUCAUGAGAAACCAUGUAACAUGUCGCAGCAUGGUAAUAUAAUCAUAGAAGGUCAAAAUCACAUACGCGAGAAUCUUCAAGCUCAAAAUCAUAUCCCCAAAAAAUCCCUUAAUUUCAGUCAUACACCAGUGCCCAAACCUUCGUCGUUAACUGACGAAAUAAGGAGUAUGUCGGGGGAACCUAAAAAUAAAACGCCCAGUAAACCAACAACAACUAUAAGCCCUUCCAAGAAGGUUCAUAUUUUAGAAUCUAUCACGAUAAAAGCUAAUAAUAAUUUAGAUCUCACAAAUAUAUCUGGGAAAGUAGAGCAGAAGCCUACAGAGAGUAACGUAAAUAUUACUCCCAGUAUGUCUCCAAAAUUACAAACACCACAAACUCAAGUUCCUACACAGACUGGUGAAGCGUCUGCCAGCCAUAUUGUGCAGAAACAAAGUAAUGAAAUAGAUCUCUCUAAUCUAUUGUCCAGUAUAAACACCAACACACUUCUUCUGGCUCUUCAGAAUUUACAGCAACUAUCUCAAACCGGCGCUGUUAAAGAAACCAGUUCUAGUCAUGAUAACGAAAAUCAAACAAAUCAAAAAGAAACCGUGGAAACAAUAAACUUAACAAACGACGAAGAUUGGGAAAAAGAAUCGAAUCAGGACGAGAGUAUAGAAAGAGAAUUAGAGAAGCUCGAUGGUAACACAGGAGAUACACCUUUCCUAAGUGACAUCUUUGACCCGGGCCCAGUGGUGAUGCCAUCCAACGUUAAUAAAUUAAAUAUCAAUCUAAAGAAAGAUGAUCCUAAAAAGUCACAAACUAAUUUAAAUGAAAACGCACCAGUGAUAGGAAACUUUAAAAGCUUCGCUCUCCCUAAACCUAUAAUGUUAAAUAGAUUAAAACUGACAAGCAAACAGACGGAAAAGACUGCCAAUAGAAUUGAUGGGAAAAGAGUUAAGAGACGAAAGAAGAAGCAGUCUUCAUCUCAGGAUGGCGGUGAUGGGGCUGAUGAAGAAGAGGAAUCUGGAGACGAGGCAGAUCUCUCUAAGUAUGAUCUUUGGGGAAGUGAUGAGGAAAAAGGCACCUCGUCUAAACUGGAUAAUGAAAAUCAAAAAGAAGAUACAAAUUCUAAAGAGGACAACUUGAAUGCAUUAGAGAAAAAUGGAAAAGCAGAGACGAAGAGUAAAAAAAGAUCCAGAAGUUCAUCAUCAUCAUCCAGCUCUUCAUCAAGUUCUAGUUCUAGUCACAGUUCUUCACAAGCACCUAAAAAUAGAUUCGACGAUUUCAAUCUGAACAGCGAGCGCGAGUCUCAGACUGGUUCACCUCGCGGUCGGAAGUCUAGGACGAGGUCAAGGUCACCGCGAGUGAGACGACGGUCAAGGGACGCUCGGUCAGUGGGAGACAGAAGUUACGACAAAGAAAAAUCUAGAGAAAGAGAUCGUCGGGAACGAUCGCGCGGGUCCCGCGAGAGAAAGGAGCGACGCUACAGCAGAGAAGGAACAACGCAUUACGGCGCUAGAGGGCGACACCGUUAA
This is a messenger RNA of Danaus chrysippus (African queen), 3984 nucleotides long. Lineage: Eukaryota; Metazoa; Arthropoda; Insecta; Lepidoptera; Nymphalidae. The record is from the annotation of a GenBank genome assembly.